AUGUGCGGGUCUAGUGAUCUCAACGAGCGAAUGCGAGCCCUUGCCUUGUCAGACCUUCACGACAAAGACUAUCUUGCCACAGAUUCCACCAUCGAGACCAUUGUCGAAGAGGAUAUCAUACCGAAAUUCGAGAACGAGUACAAGAGGAUAUUCAAGUAUCGCGAUACGACCCAGCGCUUCAGAUUCCGACUCAGAGCUCUCCGCGCCUCCACAAACAACGGACGACUGCUGGAUGGGCAAUAUGUGCUGGACUAUGCCGACAUGUGGAACAUCUUCAAGCCUUCCCUGGAGACAGUCCGAAAGCUCAUGAAGGGUCAAAUCCGAUCCGCGGUUGCGAAACGUAUCGAGGUCGACUCAGUCGUUGUCAUCGGAGGAUUUGGAGAUUCUCCGGCUCUCAGAGAGUAUCUUCGGAUAUGUCUGAACGAGCUCAAUCGGCAAUAUGGCCUUCAAAUGGACAUCAAGUUCACUCCGGCCAACACAGGGGCCGCUGGAAUAGCCAAGGGGGCCAUCAUGCGAGCUCAAGACAAGCAACUCGGACCAGAGCGCAUACCCACGCAAAGCAUAGGAAUCUAUCGCCACAUACAUUGGGAGGACGGCUUGACCGCGCCAUACAUGAAACAAAGGGUGGAAAAGGACGGAUCGGAUUACUUGAUCAAGAAUACCAUCCAUUGGAUUGUGAAGCGCGUACGUAUCUUCCUCUGCGAGACCUAG
Messenger RNA from Alternaria viburni, 711 nucleotides. RefSeq lists its product as uncharacterized. NCBI's taxonomy places the organism in Eukaryota, Fungi, Ascomycota, Dothideomycetes, Pleosporales, Pleosporaceae. The transcript is spliced from 3 exons. Bases 1 to 711 code for a protein of 236 amino acids. The record is from RefSeq and is a predicted model, not a curated record.